GUUUGAUUGUGUUGAAAUAUUACUUAGUUUUGUUUUUCUCAUUAUUAUAUCAUUGUUUGGCAACAAUGUCACUUGAAGAUCCUACUAAGGUAUUAUUGAUGAGUACAAGUACAAAGAAGAUUAUUAAUAGGUGCAAUGUAUACAAAGGGAAAUGGGUUUUUGACAAUUCAUAUCCACUUUAUGAUUCUAAAAAAUGUCCAUUUAUAAGAAAAGAGUUUGAUUGUCAAAAGUAUGGAAGACUUGAUAAGUUGUAUCUCAAGUAUAGGUGGAAACCCCAUGGUUGUCACUUGCCAAGAAUCAAUGGUGGAGAUUUCUUGGAGAGAUUUAAGGGGAAGAAGAUUAUGUUCGUAGGUGAUUCUAUUAGUCUCAAUCAUUGGCAAUCUUUUUUGUGUUUGCUUCAUUCGGCUUUGCCUUUUGGUUCCACCAUUAUUAAUACACAACAAAAUGGCUAUGUUUCCUUUCUAUUUAAGGAUUAUGGAGUUUCAGUGAUGCUAUUUAGCUCUCAUUACUUGGUGGACAUUGAAGAGGAGAAGAUAGGAAGAGUAUUAAAACUUGGUUCUUUGAAAAAUGCAAAAAUAUGGAACCAAAUGGAUGUUCUCAUCUUCAACACUUGGCUUUGGUGGUACCGAAAUGAUUCUUAUCGCCCAUGGGAUUAUAUUCAAGAUGGGAAGAAGAUAGUGAAAGACAUGGAUAGAAUGGAAGCAUUUAGAAAAGGAUUAAUGACUUGGGCAAAGUGGUUUAACACAACUGUCAAUACAAGAAAAACAAAAGUCAUUUUUCAAGGAAUUACUCCAAGCCAUUAUGAUGGCAAAGGGUGGAACAAAAAAGGAGUGAUUAAUUGUGGAAAAGAGAGAAGACCAGUAAAUGGAUCAAGAUACCCAGGUGGAUCACCAAGAGCAUCAAAUGUAUUGAAACAAGUGUUGAAACAAAUAAAGAAACCAUUUCAUUUUCUAGACAUAACAACAUUGUCACAACUUAGAAAAGAUGGGCAUCCUAGUAAGUAUAGUGGUCUUAGGGGAAUGGAUUGCACACAUUGGUGUAUUGCUGGUGUUCAAGACACUUGGAAUCAACUUUUAUAUCAAGCCCUCACUACAUAAUAACCCAAGAAAAAAAAUAAGAGAAAAAUUUUAUGUAUACAAAAUUUCAUUAUAUAUUUAUUUGAUUUUUUUGUUUUGUAAAAAAUAAGGUUGUAUUUUAUUUUUAUUAAUUAAAAAGAAAAUUUUGUUAAAAAAAGGCUAUCACACAUGUUCAUGUAGUAAAUCUAGAUAUAAAUUAAUUAUGACUAUUGCAAAUGUAGAAAAUAUCUUUGAAAGUUGAAUAUUUGAA
Messenger RNA from Cannabis sativa, 1326 nucleotides. RefSeq names its product protein trichome birefringence-like 38. NCBI's taxonomy places the organism in Eukaryota, Viridiplantae, Streptophyta, Magnoliopsida, Rosales, Cannabaceae. The transcript has 5 exons. The record is from RefSeq and is a predicted model, not a curated record. The coding region runs from base 66 to 1097 and encodes 343 amino acids. Gene Ontology annotation, cellular component: Golgi apparatus. Gene Ontology annotation, molecular function: O-acetyltransferase activity.